AUGGGUGCCACUGAAUCAAUGGACGAAAUCAUUGCUAUGGAAAACCACCAGUGGUAUGCAAAAUUCAUGAAAGAAUGCCCAUCAGGACAACUCACCAUGUAUGAAUGCAAGAAGAUCCUUCGUCUUGAAAAUUCAACUAUCCAGGCAAAUAAUUAUGUUGAGAAAGUAUUCAAUAUUUUUGAUACUAAUAAGGAUGGGUUUAUUGACUUUUUGGAGCUUAUAGCUGCAAUAAAUCUGGUGAUACGAGGAAAAAUUGACCAAAAAUUGAAAUGGUAUUUUAAACUUUAUGAUGCUGAUGGAAGUGGAACAAUUGACAAAAAAGAAGUAAUAAGCAUAUUAAUGGCUAUUCGAGCCAUCAAUAGCAACCAAGAGAUGACUCCUGAAGAAUUCACAAACAUGGUUUUUGAGAAGAUAGAUGUAAACAAUGAUGGGGAACUGACCUUAGAAGAAUUCCUGAAUGGAGUGGAAAAUGAUGAACACUUCCUCGAAAUGAUUUCAAAGAGUUUUGAGCUCUCCAAUGUACUGAAAAUUAUACAAAGUGGGAGAAGACACAGCAUCUGA
Messenger RNA from Python bivittatus (Burmese python), 561 nucleotides. It is a transcript of the gene GUCA1C, whose product is annotated as guanylate cyclase activator 1C. Lineage: Eukaryota; Metazoa; Chordata; Lepidosauria; Squamata; Pythonidae. Gene Ontology annotation, molecular function: calcium sensitive guanylate cyclase activator activity; calcium ion binding. The record is from RefSeq and is a predicted model, not a curated record.